Messenger RNA from Cyprinodon tularosa, 5073 nucleotides. It is a transcript of the gene tmem229b, whose product is annotated as transmembrane protein 229B. The transcript has 2 exons. Lineage: Eukaryota; Metazoa; Chordata; Actinopteri; Cyprinodontiformes; Cyprinodontidae. The record is from RefSeq and is a predicted model, not a curated record. Bases 336 to 953 code for a protein of 205 amino acids.
CCACUUCCAGACCAUCAUGCACCAAUCAGCAGUUUGGCGGUCAGUCCCGAAGAGCUGCGGUGAAGAAACGGUUAAGCAAAGCUUAGAGCAGCGUGAGUCCAUCUGAGCGUGUGCCGCUGCUGCUGCCGCUGCAGUGAAGGAAAUGUGUGGAUUUCAAUAGAAGCGACCGGAGACACCGCACAGGGGAAGCCGGGGUGGUGGUGGGAGAGGAGGGUGACAGCCGAGAGACGCGCAGACCGACACAUCCUGACUGAGCGACCUGACCGAGGGAUGAGCGGGAUCCGCCUGGACAGAGAUCCAUCAGAAGGUCCAGUGCAUAGAAUUAAGAAAUCUGAAUGAAACCCACAAGAGAAACGAUGGUAGCCUUAGAAACGCCGAGGGAGCCAGCCCCUCUCACGGCCCUCUCACGCUGGUACCUCUACGCCAUCCAUGGCUAUUUCUGUGAAGUGAUGUUCACGGCUGCCUGGGAGUUUGUAGUAAACUGCAACUGGAAGUUCCCCGGCGUGACCAGCGUUUGGGCCUUCUUCAUCUACGGCACCUGUAUCCUCAUUGUAGAGUGGAUGUACUUGAAGUUGCGCAACCGCUGCCCUGUACUGCUGCGCUGCUUCAUUUACACAUUAUGGACCUACCUGUGGGAGUUUGGGACUGGGCUGCUUCUGCGGCAGUUUAACGCCUGCCCCUGGGACUACUCCGAUUUCCACUACAACUUCAUGGGGUUGAUUACGGCAGAGUAUGCCGUGCCGUGGCUCUGCGCCUCCUUCAUGGUGGAGCGUUUUGUCAUCUGCAAAACCCUGCGGCUACGCUUUCAUGAAGGGCCUGAGGACGGCUGGUCGACCCCUCGGCAUGACUCCGGAGGUGGACGAGAUGUCGGAGAAUCCUUGGAGGGCAACAGGCAAAGAGAACAAAGGAGGGGAAGUGGCUUUAGUACAAAUGGCUACCUUAAAGUUGAUUGAGCCAUGGUGCAGGGGACCUAGACCUGUCACUGAUACUUUUUCAUAUGCAAUUCUCACCCUUUAUUACAUGGGACACAGAGAGACAGCUCUAAAGAAUGGGUUAGUGAGCUUAUAGGAAGCUAGAAAAUAAAGAUCUAAGUAGGGCUUCUAAUUCCAGACCAUCAGUUCUGUUCUCAUUACAUCCACCCAUUUCACCGGGGCUCCCUACCAAGGCUAGGUUCUUGAAUGAUCUGGAUGACACAUUAAAUCUCCUUGUUAUAGUUUGGAUUUUGUAUUUAAAAAAGCACUUAUGCAGAGAUCAGUCUUAUUAUUCCAAGAAAAGAAUAAUAAAAAACCAAAACAGUAUUUCUGCUUUUCAAGUAUGCAUCAAUCUAUGAAGCAGCAACUGCUUUGCUCCAUAGACAUUUUAAAUUUAAGUAAUGCACUCAUGGAGUAUUAUCUCAUAAUGUAGUGCUGGCAUUUCUUAAAAUUUAAAGGAACAUUCAAAUGUGUAAUAUUAAAGACAAUCUUUGGAGUAAAUAUGCAAUAUGAUAUCCAUAGAUGUAGUCAUCAAUACUGAAGGAUGUUUGUUCUAUUUUGUCACUAUCGUACUAUAAUAAGUAGUUUAUUAUAGGUAUGCACAAUUAGAAAAUGUAUUCUUUCUUUUUAGUACACCAAAGAGCAGGGCCUCUACAUGCCUCCAACUGAGCAGUCUUCACAUACAUGCAGAUGCAUAUUCUACUCAGUAGGGUUACUAAGUUACUGAUUUACUAAUUAUUUAUUUACAAUUCUUAGCAAAACACGUGUUUCUUUAAAAAAAAAAAAAAAAUUUUAACUCCUUAAAUCCAUUGGUCUACAGACUAUCAGGAUAUCCGUAGCAUUUUAGAACCUCUCAUUUGCCCCCUUGUAGUGCUAAUGAUUCCAAUAGAUACAGAUAAAUCCAGAUAUUUAGAUAUGCUUUAUAAAUAGAUACAGUUUUUCUUUUAAUUGUCUGGUAUUAAAUUUAGAUUAAGGCUUUUUUUUAUAGAUAUUUUUAAAUGGUCAAUCCAAAACAUAAACAUUGUUAACCUUCUUUAUAGCUAAUCUGAUGUUCAGUAACCAAACAAAUCUGUUUGUCCCCAUCGUUAAACUUCCUGGAUUACUUCUUGACUUUAGUUGUGAUUUUGUUCUCAAACUUUCCAUCUCUCCUUUUUCCUUAAAAUAAUGUAUUUGACUAGAGACGAUGUUUCUAUUAAGUUGUUCUGUAUUUAUCCAAUGAGAACAAUUUCAAAAAAGUUGAAGCAAGAAUGUUUAGUCUGACUUAACAUCAGAUGGUAAGAGAUUGUCUGGUACCAGAAGUGAUACAAGCAGUUCUGGUAUCACAUCGGGUUGCAUUUGGUUCAGAGCUUCAGUUUUGUAUUGGUAUAAUUUUAUAAAGUUAUUGCAGGGGUCUCCAUACGUCCAAUCCUUGAAAUAUACUGUCCAAAAGUUUAUGGAUGCAUCCGUGCUCCAACAACUCUGAAUAAAACAAUUGGCUCAUUAGCAGGACUUUUCCAGACUGGAUGGCAUGCAGAGGAAAUAACCAAUCAUUAGAUUCAGCUGUGAUUCAGGAAUGUACCUAAAUGCUGCAAGGAAAUAGAGGAUUAGGAUCUUACUCUAUUUAUAAGGAAAAUUUCUGAAUUUCCUGAUUUAUUUAUCCCUAUUUGGGUCAGUUGACCAAUAAAAAAGUAAAGCUCAUGAGUCACCAAAUUGUUCCAUUCCUGUCUUACAGGUCAUAUGUUGAUUUUUUCUGAGGUCGUCUGUUACCACAUUAAAAAACAUCCCGUUGGUUAAAAAGUAAAAGCUGAAUAUCUCGUUGAAUAAGAAAUACUAUAAAUAAUGUUGACGUGUAAGAAACUGCUGACUCAUGUCUUAGUAACCUAAAUGGGGAUCAGAACCAAAAACGUAUGAAAUCACAGGUAAAAGGAAUUUUUUGGAAAACUUUUCAAAAUAUGAUUAAAUCCUACAAAAGAUUAAAAUAUUUCUAAUCACUCCUUGUCUAUAUUAAUACACAAAAGCAAUUGUGAAAAAAGAUAAAAGUAUGCGGUUCUGGCAUUAGUUCUAAGGUGAUGCGUAUGAAAUGGUUUUCUUGCAUUAUAAAGUGGAUUUUAAAGUGGAAAAUUGACAUGUAGCCUCCAGUUUACUGUUAACAAUGUAUGUUUGUCUUUUGUUUUACAUUGCACCAAACUAGCACACUUAAUGUAAACAUUAGUAUGUUGUGCAACAGAAAAAAAUGUCCCUGUGAAACAGGGUGGUUGCUCCAUAGCAAGGAAGCAAUAAAGCAGACAUCCAAGGAUGCACACAAACACACUUUGGUGAAUGUUUAUUUGGCUGCAUUUUUAUCCUCAGGCUGCCAUUAAAUUCUGCAAAGACCUUUAAGAAUGUAUCCAUCUGCAAGAAGCAGACUUUCACCAUGGAAAAUACUACACAUGGUUAUUUGAAGUAAAUAAAAAAAAAUGCAUGGAAAGACUUUAAGUCCCUUUACUAAGAGUUUAAUCAAUAGUCAUAACGUAAACCUUACUGCUGCAUGUGGGAAUAGAAUGACGGGCAGGUUGUCAGUUAUCAGUAUGGAUCUGCAGUUUUCUCCCUAAAGCAUGUUGAAGUGUCCUUGGGCCACAUGUUGAACCAAUAACUAUAUGUAAGCAGGUCAUGGCUUUGCAUGGCUGCUUUUCCACUGUCUUUUCUGUGUAUUAUGAACAUAUAUGUGUGUUUGUGUUUUCUAGUUAAUAAAGUGGAAGCAUACCAAUUUCUUCUACUAACCAUGUUCUAAAAACUAAGUCACAAUAAUAAAAAAAGCCUCAUUAUAAUUUGUUUUUUCAUAUUUAUUUAAAAUCAUGUUUUUUUAUCUCUGCAUUCUCUGUUUAUGUGGCUAAAUUACAAAUUCAAUUUUUUUCAUUAGAUAAUAGCAAAGGCUAUUCUAAAAAAACGAGAAAAAAAACUCACAAAAAGGAAUGGCCAGUGCCUUGCUAAAGAAUUCACAUUUUCUGCUAAUUCUGCUUUUUUUUGCAUUUUAUUUAGUGUUUAUAAAGUAAAACCAAACAGAAGGUAGCUACAUUUGUGCCAACUGCAAAGAAAUCAAUGAUUGCACUAAUUUUUUGAAGCUUCUUUAAGAAAAAUACACCUUUAAAUGUGUGGUAGCUGUGUGUGUUUAACCCAUUUUACACCGACACAAAAACAUUGGAGGUUGUCCGUGUGAAACCAUAUAUUAGUAGAAAUCCAGGUGUUCUCUGAAGGCUUAAGAUCAUUGUUUCAUUUUACCUCAACUUCCCUCUUUUUUAGAUAUUCACCUGUAAAAACCACGUGUUUCCAUCACUUAAAAUCCUAUUAAAGUAGGUUUGGAACUACUCAAGUACAAAGCAUGUUAGAUAAAUGACUCCUCACUACAUCUGUUCCUGUAAAAAAAGGACUGGGAACCAACAUAUAAUACUGAAACCUGUUAGAGACUAAAAACAUUAGAGCAGAAUCUAGAUAACUAAAAAAAACUUAGUAAUGGUUCAAAAGUUCUUAGUCAUAGAAUCAUCUCUGGUAUGGAUGUUUAAAUAUUAAUGGUAAUGUCUGCCCUUAUAGUAGCUGAGAAGAGUACAAAGCAACUAUACAUUUGAGGUGCAUUGCUGCCACCCAGUGGCUGGUUAAUGUGUUGCACUUUUCACCCUUGUAUACAUUUUUCAUUAGGCUAAAAGCAAUACUAUCGAUGCUAUUAUUACCUUUUAGUGAACAUCUCUGUUUAAUUCAUUUGCAGUAAAUGUCUUAACAACUUUCUAACCUAAAUGCACUCACUGCAAUAUAUGUCUGUGAAGCAGUAUAUGUGAGUCAUACAGAGACACCAUGUGAGCAUUUGCAUGAAGUAAUUGUUGACAGCAAUCUGGAUCUAUGUUAUUAUCAUUUCUUUUAAUGUGCAUGUCUAAAACAGCUCCACCAAACUCUAGAUUGACCUGACUGACCCUCACAUUGAUUUUAGAAAUCUCUGUACUGUAUAAUAGGUCUUUGAGGAUAAAAGUGAAAAAUGUAUUGUUUUUUUUAAUGUGUGUGGGUGUGAGAACUGUGAAAUGUGUAACACUUUUUAUAUUAUUUCUUGAUAAAUCAUCGCUGUUGAACCCUAAUAGAUUAAAAAUGUCCUCCAUGC